This is a messenger RNA of Vanrija pseudolonga, 717 nucleotides long. It is a transcript of the gene aps-2, whose product is annotated as AP-2 complex subunit sigma. Lineage: Eukaryota; Fungi; Basidiomycota; Tremellomycetes; Trichosporonales; Trichosporonaceae. Gene Ontology annotation, biological process: clathrin-dependent endocytosis; protein transport. Gene Ontology annotation, molecular function: clathrin-cargo adaptor activity. The transcript is spliced from 5 exons. The coding region runs from base 176 to 646 and encodes 156 amino acids. Gene Ontology annotation, cellular component: AP-2 adaptor complex; intracellular membrane-bounded organelle. The record is from RefSeq and is a predicted model, not a curated record.
CAUUGCGGCAACUACAACCCACAACUGGGCAUCAACACUCCGACGGCUCGCUCAACGACAGCAGCACAUCUAGCAUUUGACCAGCACACACGGACACGGACACGACUGCACGCAAGUCGCAGCGCCAACUCCCUUUCACCCCUCCCCUCAACUCUCCCUCCCCCACCUCACCGAGAUGAUCAAGUUCAUUCUCGUCCAAAACCGCCAAGGCAAGACACGGCUGUCCAAGUGGUAUGUCCCAUUCGCCGACGACGAGAAGGUGUGUAACUGCUGCCGUCGCGCCGAGCUCACCCGCCAGGUCAGGAUACGCGGCGAGGUCCACCGUCUCAUCGCGCCCCGCGACCAGAAGUACCAGUCCAACUUUGUCGAGUUCCGUAACGAGAAGAUCGUGUACCGCCGCUACGCCGGCCUCUUCUUCUGCGUCUGCGUCGACUCGAACGACUCGGAGCUGGCGUACUUGGAGGCGAUCCACCUGUUUGUCGAGGUGCUAGACGCCUUCUUCCAGAACGUGUGUGAGCUCGACCUCGUCUUCUCAUUCUACAAGGUCUACGCCAUCCUCGACGAGGUCUUCCUGGCGGGCGAGAUCGAGGAGACAAGCAAGCAGGUCGUGCUCGACCGCCUCGACUACCUCGAGAAGCUCGAGUAGAGACUGACUCCCGACGAUAUGAUGUCCUGGCCAGCCGCGCCCACGCUAUCUAUGCAAUGUUGUACUACCCG